This is a messenger RNA of Babesia ovata, 570 nucleotides long. Its product is annotated as U2 snrnp auxiliary small protein. Bases 1 to 570 code for a protein of 189 amino acids. Gene Ontology annotation, cellular component: U2AF complex; spliceosomal complex. Lineage: Eukaryota; Apicomplexa; Aconoidasida; Piroplasmida; Babesiidae. Gene Ontology annotation, biological process: mRNA splicing, via spliceosome. The transcript is spliced from 4 exons. The record is from RefSeq and is a predicted model, not a curated record. Gene Ontology annotation, molecular function: pre-mRNA 3'-splice site binding; metal ion binding.
AUGUAUCAGAACCCUCCGGUUGCUAUAGCUAUUGCUGAGGGUCAGAUGAUUUCUGACGAGCUACUGGACAAAGCUGCCGACCACUUUGAGGAGUUUUUUGAGGAGGUGUUUUUGGAGUUAAUGAAGUAUGGAGAGAUAGAGGAUAUGGUGGUCUGUGAUAAUAUAGGUGACCACAUUAUUGGGAACGUAUACGUAAAAUACCGCGAUGAAAAUAGUGCAGCGCAUGCCAUCUCCAUGUUGUCUGGCAGAUUUUACGGAGGCAAGCCGAUUCAAUGCGAAUACACGCCCGUUACGGAUUUCCGUGAAGCCCGCUGUCGUCAAUUCGUUGAGGGACAAUGUCGGCGCGGUGGCUACUGUAACUUUAUGCACAUAAAACACGUUCCUAGAUCGGUGCGUAGGAAAUUGAACGAGAGAAUGUACGCCGAAUACCCAGAAUACAAGAGGAGGUCACCACGACGUUCCGACGGGAGCGGAAGCCACGAUAAGCCCCGACGCCAGUCCAGCCAGGAGCGUCGCAACAUGAUAGAGAUGUGGAACAGAGAAAGGGAAGCCAGAGAGGCUGCAAAUUGA